AUGGAUGUCUAUAAUGCAUUUCUUCAAGGUGAUCUAGAUGAAAAGGUCUACAUGGAGAUGCCCGAGGGCUUGAAAAGACCAGGUGAAAACAAAGUAUGCAGGGUGUAUAAGGAAAGCAUGUACAGACAAUUCAAGCUGAAGGAUCUAGGUGAACUUAAAUUCUUCUUAGGCACUGAAGUGUUGAGAACUUCAGAGGGAGUUAUUUUGAAUCAAAGGAAGUAUAUCUUAGAGCUUAUUGUUGAUGCAGGCCUGACUGGUGCUAAACCUGCAUCCACACCACUGGAGUCCAAUUUGAGAUUGACAUCAGUGGAACAUGAUCUAGUAACUAGCUACACUGGAGAUGUUGUGCUCAAUGACAUUACUUCAUACCAAAGGCUGCUUGUCCGAACACAAGAAGGUCCAUCACAGGGUAUGUCAUCAAGUUUGGAGAUUCUUUGGUAUCCUGAAAAUCCAAGAAACAACAGACUGUUUCAAGAAGCUCAGCUGAAGCUGAGUACAGAAGCAUGGCUUCAGCAAUCUCAGAAAUCACCUGGCUCCUAG
Messenger RNA from Solanum verrucosum, 540 nucleotides. RefSeq lists its product as uncharacterized. The transcript has 3 exons. The coding region runs from base 1 to 540 and encodes 179 amino acids. Lineage: Eukaryota; Viridiplantae; Streptophyta; Magnoliopsida; Solanales; Solanaceae. The record is from RefSeq and is a predicted model, not a curated record.